AUGAGAGACGGGAGACACCCGCAGAGACGCGUUACGCUCCUCAUACUUAUAUGUUCAGUCCUGAACACCUGCGCGAGCCGGACGCUUAACGCACGAGCCGACUCACCUGAGAGCGGAUUUGGGCCGAAGGAGCGUUUUCAGAUCGUUACACAACACAAUCGACUGCGCACCCGAGUCGAGCCCAUGGCGGCGAACAUGCAGAAAAUGGAGUGGAGCGACACCCUGGCUGCACAGGCUCAGAUAAGGGCUGCAUCCUGUGAAAAUAACACUCCAGGAUCAGAAGUGGACACCGAGCACAUCGGCUGGAACAUACAUCAGUCUCCUCAUGGUGUGGCCUCCUACACUGACAUCAUCAACUCAUGGUUUCAGGAAGGGCAUCACUACAUCUAUCAAACUGGAGAGUGCAAAAGCAACCACACCUGCAAGCAUUACACACAGCUGGUUUGGGCCACGUCCAGUCAGGUGGGCUGCGCAUUGCACCUCUGCAGAGCUGGAGUCAAACACCUGGACAUGUUUGUGUGUGCGUACUUUCCCGGGGGAAACUGGAAGGUGAACGGUCGGGAAGUGAUUCCGUAUAAAUCAGGAGUGUACUGCUCACUCUGCACGGCCUCUAUGUCAGGAUGCUUGCGGCUCUGGGACCACGUUGGAGGAUUGUGUGAGACCCCUCGAAACCCAUGUCGUAUGAGUUGUGGACAGUACGGACAGCUGAACGUCUCGUCAUGUCAGUGUCAGUGUAAACGCGGAUACACGGGCCGGUUCUGUCAGGUGCGUUGUAGUGUGCAGUGUGUCCACGGCCACUAUAAAGAGGAGGAGUGCUCCUGUGUCUGUGAUAUAGGUUAUGGAGGUGCCGAGUGUGCGGAGAAGCUGAGUUUCCCCCAUCACAGCUGUGACCUGCAGAUAGACGGUGAAUGUCUCAUGGUGUCCUCUGAAGCCGAGACGUACUACACGGCCAAGCUGCGCUGUCAAGAAAGAGGAGGGAUUUUGGCCCAAGUUCUCAAUCAGAAGGUCCAGGAUAUCAUGGCCUUUUACCUCGGACAGUUGGAGAACACCAACGAGGUCACGGACCCUGACUUUGAGACGCGCAACUUCUGGAUAGGUCUGACGUAUAAACCACUAAAAGACUCAUUCCGCUGGGACACAGGAGAAAUCGCCAGCUUCAACAGUUUUGCUUUUGGACAGCCAGACAACCAGGGCUUUGGGAAUUGCGUCGAGUUGCAAGCGUCCAGCGCCUUCAACUGGAACGAUCAGCGCUGCAAAACUCACAACAGAUACAUCUGCCAGUUCGGUCCAGAGCACAUCGCUCGGUGGGAGUUUGGCCGAUGAGAGCUGUGCUUCGUGACUGAGGCAGAAGAUUACUGAUCCACGGCUGCUGUUCCUCUUCUGACUGGAUUGUGUGGUUUAAGCUCAGAUCUAGGACUCCUGAUCGAUGUAGCCGGGAUUUCACAAGGAAUAAAAUAUGUUGAGACGUGUUGCUAGAGGAAAAUAAUCAAUGACUCAUUGUCAUACACUGUGGAAGCAAAGUUGAUUUUUUUUCCCCAGCAUGUCCUGAAGUAUUUUAGUCCUUUUACACCAAAGCGAUGACUCUUUUUAUUUAUUAAACAUCAUGCUGUAAUUUUUAUCCAUUUUUCAUUCAGUGUGUUUUAUUCAAUGUUUUGGAACGUUUAUAAAAUUAGUCGAUAUUUGUGUUCACUGCCAUCCUUUGUGUAUUUUGUACAGGAACAAUGUAAGGAAAUUUUUAUCAUUGUACAUUUGCCCUAAAUAAAAAUAGCAGAUAAGACUAAGGCUCUGUUCAUAUUACAUGCCACAUUUUUUGGUCGGAUCGGAUUUGGGUAUCAUAACGGUCCACAUAAAAAAUUAC
Messenger RNA from Clarias gariepinus (North African catfish), 1858 nucleotides. RefSeq names its product C-type lectin domain family 18 member A-like. The record is from RefSeq and is a predicted model, not a curated record. NCBI's taxonomy places the organism in Eukaryota, Metazoa, Chordata, Actinopteri, Siluriformes, Clariidae. The transcript is spliced from 12 exons. The coding region runs from base 1 to 1323 and encodes 440 amino acids.